GCAGGGGCGGACUGACCAUUUGGAAACUCUGGCACUGCCUGAGGGCCCGGGGUCAGUAGGGGGCCCCAUGAGAUGCGCCUGGUACCUUUUUCAUAGGCUUUUUUGAGUUUGGGCAAGGACACAGGGGCCCCAUGAUUCCCUAUUGCUCAGGGGCCCCAUGAGUUGUCAGUCCACCCCUGUCCCUAAGUGUCAUCCUGUACAAUGCAGAGCUAUUAACCCGGUACUAUGUGGUAGGGGGCCGGGGUUCAGUAGGGGGCCCCAUGAGAUGCCCCUGGUACCUUUCAUAGGCUUUUUUGGUUUGGGCAAGGACACAAGGGCCCCAUGAUCCCCUAUUGCCCGGGGGCCCCAU
Messenger RNA from Staurois parvus, 349 nucleotides. Lineage: Eukaryota; Metazoa; Chordata; Amphibia; Anura; Ranidae. The record is from the annotation of a GenBank genome assembly.